CCUCAGUGAGAUACAUGCAAGCUUGGUAGUGGUCUUGUGGAUCUCUCCAGGCGUUUUCUGGAAUCUGCAGCUGCCUGAGGAACAGAUCUUUGCACCUGAGCGCACUCCGCCGUGGGAAUUAUUCUUAUUUUUUCACAUUUAAUUAUCGGAGACGCCAGACUUCAACAUGCCUCGCUCAUUCCUUGUGAAGAAGUAUUUCUCCAACAAGAAACCAUACUACAGGGAGAGCCAGCUGGAGAGUCAAACCGCUUUUGUCCCAGAGAGCUUUCCUCGGGCUGAACUUCCAACGCAGAACAACAGCUCUGCCCUGACCUGCUAUCCCACCAGCCCAUUCUUCAGCAGCAUGGACACCCUGCCUGCGCCCCUCUCCCCGGUCACGCCGGUGUCCCUGCCCCCUUCACCCCUGGGUCCCCUGGACCUCAGCAGCUCACCCUCCAGCAGCAGCAGCAGCAGCAGCAGCAGCAGCAGCAGCGAGGAAGAGGAGGACGGUGGACGCAGUUCAGACCCCCCCAGUCCGGAUAUCAUCCAGCACAUCUACCACUGUCUUCACUGCAGUAAGAGCUACACCAGCCUCUCCGCGCUGUCCCACCACCAGCUCUCCCACUGUACCCCACUGCAGCAGACGCCCUCUCUGCCCACCGAAGUGUCUGCGCGCCCGGCCUUCCACUGCAAACAUUGCCCCAAGGAGUACACCAGCCUGGGAGCCCUGAAGAUGCACAUCCGCUCACACACCCUGCCCUGUGUGUGCCCCACCUGCGGCAAGGCCUUCUCCAGACCGUGGCUGCUCAGAGGACACAUUCGCACACACACAGGUGAACGCCCCUUCGCUUGUCAGCACUGUAAUCGGGCUUUUGCUGACCGCUCCAACCUCCGCGCCCACCUGCAGACCCACUCUGAAGUGAAGAAGUAUCAGUGCGGCUCCUGCUCGCGGACCUUCAGUCGCAUGUCCCUGCUGCACAAACACAAUGCCUCUGGUUGCUGCCCUGCCUCGUAGACUCACAUUCCCAGGACUGCUCUCAUAAGCCAGUUGAAGCUGCUUGCUGGUUCUGACCCCCACCCCCUCCACCCCUGAUUAGAGCCAAUACACCCAGAGGACAUUUUGGGGAAUUGAUGCCAAAUCAUUUCAUGACAAGCCAUGAAAGGAAAUCUGCAGUUCUUGUGCUUUUAUAAAAUGACUCUUUAAGUGCCUUUUUUAAUAUUUCAAGACUAUAGGUUGAUCGUUUUUUUUUUUUUUUUUUUUUUUUUUUUUUUUUUUUUUUGAGGUCAUAUUUGUUAUCUGCAGCACAUUUUUGCUGUGUCCUGUCAACUGUUUGUGUGUGUGUGACUUGAGGGCAGCUGGACAUGCAGUUAAUACCCAGGAAACUCCAUUGGUGCCGGCCGGUCCGGGACUCUGGCCAUGUUGCAGCUGCUUGGGUGUGUUUGUGUGUGUCUGUGGUGUAUGCGGGGAUGUCAUUCCUCACCGUACUAUACAUACAUGGCAUGUGUGUGGAAAUGAGCAAGUGUGUUUGUGUGAGUGUGAGUGUGUGUUGAGACAGCUGUCUGUGUAUGGUGUACCGUGGAGGCAGGGCGCUGAGAGACGUGUUAGCCAUGACCUCGACGACAGGUGACCCUCUGCUCGCCUCUCCUCGCGUCACAAAGUCUUUCCACACACACUCAUUGUGUCAUUGGACAUGAAAGGACCACUUCAGGUUGACCAAAAGAACCACAACUUGCCAUCACCAAUAUUGUCAUUUAUUUAGACAUGUUUUUUUUGGGGGGGGAAGAUUUUGAGCUGCAGGUUUUAUGAACUAUUUUGCUGAACAUGCCUUCAAAUAGGAAUUCUGUGCCUUUUUUAAGGUUGUGUAUUUUUCUGCCACAUGUAAAUAAAACCUUUUUGUUAAAAAAAAAAAAAAAACUAUUGUGGACCUACUUAUUAUGUGCUCUACUAAUAAUAAUUAGUAUUUCAACAGGCAUUGUAUUAACUUGCAUCUCUAAAUGAGUUCAUCAGGACA
Molecule: messenger RNA, 1991 nt
Organism: Seriola aureovittata
Lineage: Eukaryota; Metazoa; Chordata; Actinopteri; Carangiformes; Carangidae
Gene: snai1b
Product: snail family zinc finger 1b
Exons: 3
Coding region: 167-994 (275 amino acids)
Biological process (GO): regulation of DNA-templated transcription
Molecular function (GO): RNA polymerase II cis-regulatory region sequence-specific DNA binding; DNA-binding transcription factor activity, RNA polymerase II-specific
Source: RefSeq, a predicted model, not a curated record